AUGAGGUUAACAGCACUGCGUGUAUGUGGGACCCUGCUGGCCUUCUUCAGCCUCUUCUGGACAACGGCAGACUCUGAAGAAGAAGACUUCUUGGGGGAUCAUGGAUUUGGGCCCUGUGCUGCAACCCUGAGACCUGAGGGGUCAUGCAGACAGGGGCAGGAUGGGAGCACAUGCCCAUACCUAUUCAGUCUGCCGCCGCUGACUUUCCACUUGCCAAAGGAGCUCAGAGAGCUGGAGAAAAUUGUAGAGGAUCUGCAACAACUGAAAGACAAUGUGGAUCAACUGAGGAAGAUGUGCACAGACUGUACAGUAAGCCAAACUGAGAGAGAGUGUGGGAAGCAGAGAGAAAGAGACCAUGAUGAUGUGAAUGAAAGGAAAGAUCAAUUUAAGGAUGAGAGGGGCUGGCUGAAUGAGAGAGACACAGAGAGGCUGAAAAAUGACAGUCAGGAGUGUGGGACAGACAGGGUUAAAGCAGAAAAGACUUCAGAGAGAGAUGGUGACAUUGAUUCUGAGAAAAGAGAAAAGUUGGAGGAGAAAGAGAGAGAGAAAUGGGACGCAGAAAGAGGGAGUGAUAAAAUGGUCGUAAAAGAUAAUGAGAAAGACGUAGGAGAAAAAGAUGGAAAAAUGCAAACGGAGGGGGCAAAAGAAAAGGACAAAUUAGGACAGGCUCCAAAAGUGCCAACAACAAAUCAAAAUAAGAGAAUAGUGGAUACGGACAGGAAGAAAGUUGUUGACAAAUAUAACAGAGAGACAGAGUCAGACAUUGGCAAAGAGAAAGAUGGGAAGGGGAAUUCAAAAGCUAAUGGAGACGGUAUCUUGGAGAAAGAUACAGAGGGAACAAUAACAAGUAAUAAAAAAGACAGGGAGAAAAUAGAAGACAGGGACCAUUACGUGUGGGGAGAUGAGACAAAGGAAACAGGGAAAAGGACUCAACCUGAAGAGGACAGGGACCGUGAUGAAAUGAAGAUGUCUGAGGGCCGCAAUGAGCAUACAAAUAAGGAGCGAGAGCGGGAGAGGGAGGAGAGGAGAAAGGAAAUGGAAAAGGGAAUAAAAGUGGAGCGAAAUAAUGAGAAACCAAAACAGACUGAAAGCAUCGAGCGUGCAGAAAAAGAGAGGACUAUAAAAGAGGGGGCAGUGGAGGAGGACGGGGAAACAGGGAAGGAGAUCAAAACAGGAGGAGAAAAAACAGUCCAAAGUUUACAGAGAGACGGUGAUGGAGAAUUAGAGUCAAGUAAGUCAACUGAGUGGACAGACUUUGUUUCCAUCAGCCCGACUGACUCGAUCAUUAGUGCAGCUCCGAGGCACGACUCCAUGGACUUGAACGAAGCUAUAACCAUUACGUCAUCUCUUCCAUCGCCUCCUCUGUCAAGCUCCACUCCACAUCUGAUCGCAGAUGUCGAUCAGGGCAAGAAAAUAACUCCUGAUGGACUUCCAACCCAAAGUACAGGCUUGAGAACAGGUGAUAUUUCUGAACAGCCAAGUCCUGGUGCGGAGGCGGGCUUCAGGAGCACAACAACAUCAGCUACUUUAGGCCCACUUGGUGGCCUUAAACAGCGGAUACCCACCACCAUGUCCACUGCAACCAGCACAAAAACUUCAUCCACCACAACUCCUCAUCAGAAUUUACACACAACUACAUUACCAGGAAUCCCAGACCAAAGCCAUUGGGCAGCUAAAAGGAACAUCAGCUCCAACCCAAAGACUGGUGUUAAACCUUCACCAGGCCAGGCACCAAAACGCGGUGAAAAGCGUAAACCUGAGGCUGACCAAAAGCUUAAAAAUCCAAAGACAGGUGGUAAACCUGACCGAGCCCCCUUGCCAGACAAAUCAACAAAAUAUGACCAAAAGACCCUGUACUUUCCAACCCAAAGUACAGGCUUGAGAGCAGGUGAUAUUUCUGAAUCGCCAAGUCCUGGUGCGGAGGCGGGCUUCAGGAGCACAACAACAUCAGCUACUUUAGGCCCACUUGGUGGCCUUAAACAGCGGAUACCCACCACCAUGUCCACUGCAACCAGCACAAAAACUUCAUCCACCACAACUCCUCAUCAGAAUUUACACACAACUACAUUACCAGGAGUCCUGGACCAAAGCCGUUGGGCAGCUAAAAGGAACAUCAGCUCCAACUCAAAGACUGGUGUUAAACCUUCACCAGGCCAGGCACCAAAACGCGGUGAAAAGCCUAAACCUGAGGCAGACCAAAAGCUUAAAAAUCCAAAGACAAGUGGUAAACCUGACCGAGCCCCUUUGCCAGACAAAUCAACAAAGUAUGACCAGAAGAAGAAGCCUACUCAUCAAAAACCAACGACUGACCAGAAAUCCAAAACCAGUAAAGACUCUGUAUGGGUUCAAGGUAAAAAAUCUGACCAAACACAUUCACCUGAUAACUUAUCCACUGAUCAAAUACCAAAGCUUGACCAUGGAUAUACAACUGAUGGAAACCAAAAUCCUCCUCCAAAGCCAACAACUCAUCCAAGAUUUUUUCUACCAGUCCGCAGACCCACGCCAAAUCAAAGACCUAAAACUGAAAAUACGACAGGUUCUCCCAAAAACCCUUUGACUGACCGUGAUCACCCAAAUGUUGAAGUUCAACCUGACAAGAACCUGCUCCAUCCAUUUUUAGUUGACAAACCUAAUCAAAAUCAAAAACCACCAAAAAAGCCACAAAAUGAAGACAAACCAGAACCAGACCAAAUAUAUACACCAAAACAGUCUUUCUCACCUGUUCAAGAACCUGAAUCUGAACCUGAACCGGAAGUUCAACCUGACAAGAACCUGCUCCAUCCAUUUUUAAUUGACAAACCUGAUCAAAAUCAAAAACCACCAAAAAAGCCAGAAAGUGAAGACAAACCAGAACCAGACCAAAGAUAUACACCAAAACAGUCUUUCUCAUCCGUUCAAGAACCUGAAUUUGAACCUAAACAAGGAGAAACAACAUACCACACACCAAAUCCUAACCAAAAGCCUUUGACAGAAGAGAGGCCAAAGCCUGGACAGAAAAUCCCUAAAAACAAUCUGAACCCUAAACCAGGUCAAGUAUCCAAACCAAACCAAAAACAUCCAAAACUUGGAACAGGCCCAAAGACAAAACCAAAUCCGAGGCCGAAACCUGAUCAAACACGAACCAAUAAUGGACCUAAAACAACUCAGCGCGGACAAAUCCCCAACCUUGACCCCAAAGCUUUACCUGAAAGAAACAAAACAUUACCACAAAGGCCCCUGCCAAGACAUAAGGCACCAACCAGACCCAUAAUCAAGCCAGGAGACACGCCUGCUAAAAGACCAAAGGCAGCAAUGCAACCGGAGCCAAAUCCAGAGACUGCAACAGAUUCAGAUCUUCCUCAAAUCAGUGGGACUUUAAUAGAAGGCAUCCAAAACUCUCAAACUGACCUCCCCCCUGCAUCAGACCAUGAAGUGAGUCAUCCCCCAGGGAACACUGAUAUCAAACCCAAGAACCAAAACAACAUGAAAACUAUCACUAUAGGUCCAACGACCUCCAACAGCCUCAACACUGGACCCCUCCCUCAUUUUCAGAUCCACCCUGAGGGAUUCACGAGGAGUCCUAACAGCAGGAUCAUGUCUGAUCUAAGGCCAAAAACAACCAGUCCACCACUGUGGAUCCAAAUGACAACAAGACCAAACAAAAUCCUGCGUGGGAUCCCUCCAAGCGUUGCCACAACCACGAGUCCAAGAUCCACAAACCCAAAUCGAGCUUCAAAAACUGACCCCAGCCAAAAUGCUCACCAUGUGCAGGAAACAGCAGUCAGACCAACUCCAGAUCCAGACAAAACCAUGGUUCCAGCCCCUACCCCCACAGUUCAAGUUACCUCAACAGUCACCCCUGGCAUAAGGUCAACAACCCCGACCACCUCUGGCCUUGAACCCCCGGCUGCUGAGUCUUCAACCCCCAGUGCACGAGAGUUACGUGUGAAGAUCAACCAGACUGCUUUCCUCAAUAACAGCCUAAUACCAGCAGACAGACGUCCAAAGGAGGACAACAGCAGGCCUGACAGGACAAAGAGCAAACAGCCGACACUGAAACCACCAGCAGGCAAGAGAAACUUCUUCUAACAUAACUGAUAAUUUUUUACUUUAUGCUCAGAUCUUAACACAGGGGUUAUAUUUUACAGACAGAGCGUGCGUGUAAUGAAAGUAGCAUGUGUACCAGGUGUUGCUCUUAAUUUGUUUCAACCAGAGAUUUUUUUUGAGUAUCUACCGUCACAACAAACAUAUUUUGAAUUGACAACCAGGCUCAUACAAAUGUUUUGUCUUAUGCUGAAAUUACAUCAGAAUAAAUAGGCACAGAAAACUGUAGACUUGUUGCGCAUCGGUAUGUGAGUGAUUAUUACAGCAUCCGAAAAACAUGCGCUGAAAGGAAUUUGAGCUAAAAGACCACACUGUAAGCACUGAUGAUCCUCAAAGACUGUAAAUUAUUCUGCAAUUGUGUGGUCCAAUAACAUCUUUGUCCCAUACAUCAGAGGAGGAUCAGGGACUUGUGCAAAACAUAUGGCUGUAUGGUCGUUGUUAUUACUGGUGAGACCACAACUAUGUAUUGACUACAGCUUUACUGUAUCUUUCAGUGGAGGGCUGCUUUCUCAGAGGGAUUUUUAGUUAAAGUUUUUAAUUUGAAAUUGGUCAAGUUCAUUAAUCAAAUAUCAUAAUGAUUGCCCCAUUUGUUCAUCUUUUUUUAUUUAAACAAGACAUCACUUCAUUAUUUUUGAUUUAACAAACAAAAUCAGCAAAACAAGCGCUAGUGAAAAAGGAAGUAAUUUUCUUAUCUUUUACAUAUUCAAAUAUACACUUCUUUCUUGAACUGUUUUAAUUCAUCUCACCACUCUGGAGGUCCACCAUUAAAGGGAGCCAAAACACUAAAUCUUUUAUUGUGGAAAAGUAGUUUAUCACUGGCAGGUUGCACUACUGACCUCAUUUCACAGUUUUACACAGCUGCAAGAUGAUGUCACCUGCCACCUAAGGACUUCAGUUUAAUUACUCUUGAAGAUGUGGGCACAUUUCUAAAGGAAAUAUGGAUGUUAUUCUUAAUAUUUUCCCUCCAUUUUACCUGCAGUUACCAUGGUGAGAGACUGCUCCGACCACCUGCUCAGAGGGGAGACAAAAAGUGGAGUGUACCUGGUGACCCCCGACCUCCGCAGCAGAAGCUUCCGGGUCUUCUGUGACAUGGAGCUUGAGGGUGGAGGAUGGACCCUCCUGCAACUCCGCCAGGAUGGCAGUGUGAGCUUCAACCGUACCUGGGCAGAGUACCGAUCAGGUUUUGGGAAGCUUGAAGGAGGAGAGUUCUGGCUGGGCAACAACAUGAUCCACCUUCUGACACGGGACAGGGACAUGAUGCUGCGGGUGGAGCUGGAGGACUUUGACGGGGUGAUGGAGUUUGCAGAGUACAAGCUCUUCAGGGUGGCCAGUGAACGGUUGCGCUACAGACUGACAGUUGGGGGAUACUCAGGUACUGCAGGUGAUGCUCUUCGCUUCAGCAAGACUUAUGAUCACAACAACAGAGCUUUCACUACCCCGGACAGAGACCACGACCGGUAUCCAUCAGGGAACUGUGGGGCCUACUACAGCUCCGGCUGGUGGUUUGACGCCUGCAUGGCUGCAAAUCUGAAUGGGAGAUACUAUGUUGGAAAAUACAAAGGAGUCCGGGAUGGGAUUUUCUGGGGGACAUGGCAUAACAUAUCCUCAGAAUAUUACCCAACCAAUGACAGACAGUCUUUCAAAGCUGUCAGGAUGAUGAUCAGGCCAAAGGGCUUUGCAUUAUGA
This is a messenger RNA of Xyrichtys novacula (pearly razorfish), 5769 nucleotides long. The record is from the annotation of a GenBank genome assembly. Lineage: Eukaryota; Metazoa; Chordata; Actinopteri; Labriformes; Labridae.